Fonsecaea multimorphosa CBS 102226 is the source of this 570-nucleotide messenger RNA. RefSeq lists its product as uncharacterized. Gene Ontology annotation, molecular function: metal ion binding. Lineage: Eukaryota; Fungi; Ascomycota; Eurotiomycetes; Chaetothyriales; Herpotrichiellaceae. The record is from RefSeq and is a predicted model, not a curated record. The coding region runs from base 1 to 570 and encodes 189 amino acids. The transcript has a single exon. Gene Ontology annotation, biological process: protein histidyl modification to diphthamide.
AUGUCCAGCACAGGUGCAGGCCAAGCAAGAUCAAGAACAAUCACCCACACCCACUACGAUGUCCUCCAACUUCCUCGCCGUCCCGAACAGUUCCAUCGUCUAUCAAAGGACGACAUCAAGGCCGCCUACCGCCGUGCUUUACUCAUCCAUCACCCAGACAAAGCUCCCAGCACCACCAAGAACGUCUCCCUAAGAACUCUGCAGAGCAAUGGUGCUUCAACACCCACGCCCGUCUACUCCAUCGAUGACAUCGUUGUCGCAUAUGAAGUCCUAUCCGACUCUAAAAGACGCGCAGAAUAUGAUCGUACCCUGAACCCCGCCGUCAGUUUUGGCGGGAAUAAUGAGGGGGGCGAGAAAGGCACACACAUUGGAGUAGAGAUCUAUGACCUCGAAGACCUCAAGUUCGACGAGUCGCAGGGUAUCUGGUCCAAGAGCUGCCGUUGUGGUGACGAACAAGGCUAUACCGUGACCGAGUCGGAUCUCGAGAAAGAGGCGCAGCAAGGGGAGAUUUAUGUCGGCUGUCGAGGUUGUAGUCUCUUUAUAAAGGUCUUGUUUGCUCUGGAAGAAUAA